UGAUGGGAACCCCAAGAUACACCAGAGCCCCCCAAGCUUUCCUUCGCCUUCCCUUUUCCGAGCGUCCCCUCCCGCUCCCUCGCCUCCUCUUCCUCAAACUAUAAAUAGAUGGUUUCUCUCAUCCUUCCUCUCACGCCUCCUAAAACCCUACACCCUCCAUCGCUACUUCCCUCCUCCCCCUCCCUUCUCCUCUUCGAUCUCUCCCAGUCUAAAUCUAAAUUCUUCCGGAACUCGCGGAACUCGAAUCCAUUGCCGGGUUCGCGUUAUUCGUCUCGUACGGUUUGAUCGCCGGAUUGAAACCCUAAUCUGGAGGGAAUCAUUGGAAGGAAGCGAAGCUCCAGUGUAGGUUGGUUCAGGGAGGUGCUUGGAGAGUUAUGAUCAUAGUCUGAACAUAGUCCAUUUAGGGAAGGAGGACGGUAUCAAGUAUGGCUUCAAGAGGGAUUCUCAGGGCCAGAAGACACCUUUCUCAGCACUUGAAUGUUCCUGGCCGUUCAUGUUUGAGUUGUUCCAGUUUUGGGUCUGGUAGAUUGGAUUACAAUGCAGAUGCUGGGUUUCUGUGCCGGGUUCCUGAGCACAGUUCUGUGGAUGGUGAGUGCAGAAUUGAGCGUGAGGCAGUAUUUCUAGCCAAACAGGAUCUCAUAGGUUUAUCAGCAAUUCUGUUUCAUAAGCAUGCUUCUUGUGGGAUCUCUGUUGUUGGUUGUGGAUAUGGGAGAACAGGGAUUGUUCUCCCUGGGGGAUUGAGAGGGUUGCCACCAUCAGUUUGCACUGCAAGUACUGCUACAGCCAGGGAACCAGAUAUAGGUAAUGGAGGUGAGGAUAAUGAAGAUCAGGAACAAAAGCACAGGAAGGAGGCAUCAGCAGAGGAAUGUGACCAGGCAGUUGAAGGUCUUAGCACGGCAAAAGCUAAAGCGAAAGCUAAGAAGUUGCAGGAAUCCCAGAGGACUGUGCAAUCUAUCAUAAAGAAAUUCUGGGCCAAACUUCUUGGGGUUGGUCCUGCUUUGAGAGCUGUUGCUUCUAUGAGUAGGGCGGACUGGGCCAUAAAGUUCCGCCAUUGGAAGGAUGAAUUUGUGUCUGUUCUGCAGCAUUACUGGCUAGGUUUGAAACUACUUUGGGCGGAUAUAAGGAUUUCCUCAAGAUUACUUUUGAAGCUUGCUGGUGGAAAGAACCUCUCAAGAAGAGAGCGGCAGCAGCUAACUCGCACCACAGCUGAUAUCUUCAGGCUGGUCCCGUUUGCAGUUUUUAUUAUAGUUCCAUUUAUGGAGUUCUUGCUGCCAGUUUUCCUGAAAUUAUUUCCCAACAUGUUGCCAUCUACUUUUCAGGACAAGAUGAAAGAACAGGAAGCUUUAAAAAGGCAUCUCAAAGCAAGAAUAGAGUAUGCAAAGUUUUUACAGUAUACAGUGAAAGAAAUGGCAAAAGAAGUCAAAAACUCACGAAGUGGAGAAAUUAAACAGACUGCAGAAGAUCUUGAUGAAUUCUUGAACAAGGUUAGGACUGGUGCACGGGUUUCCAAUGAUGAAAUUUUAAAUUUUGCAAAGUUGUUUAAUGACGAGCUGACUCUGGACAAUAUCAGCAGGCCAAGAUUGGUUAAUAUGUGUAAGUAUAUGGGAAUCUCGCCAUAUGGAACGGAUAAUUAUUUGCGGUUUAUGCUUCGAAGAAAAUUACGCUGGAUAAAAAAUGAUGAUAUAUUGAUUCGGGCAGAGGGUGUAGAAUCCCUUUCAGAAUGUGAACUUAGGCAAGCAUGUAGGGACCGAGGCCAUCUGGGCUUGCUUUCCACAGAUGAGAUGCGCCAACAGCUUCGAGACUGGUUGGAUUUGUCUCUCAACCGCUCAGUGCCAUCUUCUCUCCUGAUACUUUCUAGAGCUUUCACUGUUUCUGGAAAGAUGAAGCCGGAGGAGGCUGUUGUAGCUACACUAUCUUCUCUACCUGAUGAGGUUGUGGAUACUGUUGGUACUGGUUUGCCAUCUGAAGAUGCUGUUUCAGAGAGGAGGAGGAAAUUGGAUUACCUUGAAAUGCAAGAAGAACUUAUCAAGGAGGAAGAAAGGGAACAAGAGAAAGAGAAGAAAGCUAGGAUGGAAUCUAGGAGGAAUGAUGAGGAUGUGGCUUUGAUGGAGUUAACAAUUCCUACUGCUAGGGAAGCAGAGGAGCUGGCAAGGAUGAAGGCACUAGGAAAAAGAGAAGAUUUCUGUAAAAUCAGCCGUGCGUUAGCUGUUCUAGCUUCAGCAUCAUCUGUCAGCAGGGAGCGUCAAGAGUUCUUGAGUCUUGUUAACAAAGAGAUAGAACUGUACAACACCAUGCUAGAGAAGGAGGGUCCUGAACGAGAAGAAGAAGCUAAGAAAGCAUAUAGAGCCGCCAGGGAGAAGACUGACCAUGAAGCUGAAGCAGCUGCAGAAGAUAAGAUCUCAUCAGCACUUAUAAACAGGGUUGAUGCCAUGCUCCAAGAACUUGAAAAGGAGAUUGAUGAUGUAGAUGCUAUAAUUGGUAACCGCUGGCAGUUACUUGACAGUGAUCAUGAUGGGAAAGUGACACCAGAGGAAGUUGCAGCUGCAGCCAUGUACUUAAAAGACACCUUAGACAAGGCGGGUGUCCAGGAACUCAUCAAUAACCUUUCUAGGGAUAGAGAAGGUAAAAUUCUUGUCGAAGACAUAAUCAAGCUGGGCGGUCAAACAGAUGAUGCCAAUGGAGAUGAGACAGAACGCCAGUAGUGGGUAAUACAAUUGCAGUUUCUUUUAUAAUUUUCAGAUAACCAUUUUUUUUAUUCCGGGUGAAAAUUUUGGUGGCCUGGUCAAAAUAACGUAUGUACUAUAUGGUUAUGUAGGAUAGUUGUGCUCACGGAUGUUGUCUGUAUCAAUUUAUUUGUUUGCAUUUUUGGUCAGGUCCAGUUUACUGACCUAAAUGUGAAAGAAACAGGGGGUGGGUCCCUAGCAGUGAGUCUGACAGCAAUGCAUUGUAAUAAAAUCAAUCCUGGGCCGUGGAAUUACACCAAGCAAGCAGGCCACUAAACAGGGGAAAGACACCUCCUCGAACAGCAUGUGAGGUUGGAGAACUGCUCAAAUAAUGUGAGGUCGCUGCUUAUUCGGUAAUCAAGCCAAAAGUUUUGCCCAUCACUCAUUACAAAAAACAAAAAGGAUGAGCGAGGCCACAAGGAAAACCUUCAGCUUACUAUAACGUAAUAAUUAUAGCUAUGGACUUGGCUAUAAAUGAGCAUCCCUUAAGCAUCCAUACCGAAAGUAGUUUCUCUUUUCCUUAUUCAUCUUUCGAUCUUGAGAUUUGAGCAUCAGUCCACCUUGUGGUUUAGAACUCCAUUCCAAUUGAUUAGUGCAACGUUGUAGUGGGAUGGUUUAUCUCUUAUGCUCUACAUUGAAAAUUUCCCGUCAUCUUUUUGCUUUGUAACUCUUUCCACCGUGGAUUCCAAUUGAACAGGAGACUGGUUUUGUGUAUUAAACCGGUGUGCAGGCAUUUACUUCUGAAUAUAUCCUAACUAUGGACUGAUGUCCCUUUGAUUGUCUUCUUUUAA
This is a messenger RNA of Phoenix dactylifera (date palm), 3514 nucleotides long. Lineage: Eukaryota; Viridiplantae; Streptophyta; Magnoliopsida; Arecales; Arecaceae. The record is from RefSeq and is a predicted model, not a curated record.